AUGAAGCAGCAAGAGAUUGGAGAGCUUCCUACAGGCUGUUCGCAAAUAAUUGGCACGAAUGUUGGCUGCCUGCGAAAAUUAAUUUGGCUAGUUUUCUUCGCUGGAGGGAUCAUUUACUCGACCAAGAGCAUUUACAAAAACUGCCUUGUCUACUUUGAAUACCGCUCCUCGAUCAAGCCCAGAUUCGAUAAAGUUAUCAGCUGA
Oikopleura dioica is the source of this 204-nucleotide messenger RNA. The record is from the annotation of a GenBank genome assembly. Lineage: Eukaryota; Metazoa; Chordata; Appendicularia; Copelata; Oikopleuridae.